AUGGCGUUGGAAAGGGAAUUAUUGGUUGCAACUCAAGCUGUACGAAAGGCGUCUUUAUUGACCAAGAGAAUUCAAUCUGAAGUGAUUUCUCACAGAGACUCCACUACUAUUACUAAGAGUGACAAUUCUCCAGUAACCACAGGUGAUUAUGCUGCACAAACCAUUAUCAUAAAUGCUAUCAAGAGUAAUUUCCCAAAUGAUAAGGUGGUAGGUGAAGAAUCCUCAUCUGGAUUGAGCGAUGCAUUCGUCUCAGGAAUUUUGGACGAAAUAAAAGCCAAUGACAACGUGUAUGGCAAGAAUUAUAAAAAAGAUGAUUUUCAGUUUACGAAUGAUCAGUUCCCGCUAAAAUCUUUGGAGGACGUCAGACAAAUUAUCGACUUCGGAAAUUACGAAGGUGGUAGAAAGGGAAGAUUUUGGUGUUUGGACCCUAUUGACGGGACCAAGGGGUUUUUAAGAGGUGAACAAUUUGCAGUAUGCCUAGCAUUAAUCGUAGACGGUGUUGUCCAGCUUGGUUGUAUCGGAUGCCCCAACUUAGUUUUAAGUUCUUAUGGAGCCCAAGAUUUGAAGGGCCAUGAGUCAUUUGGUUAUAUCUUUCGUGCUGUUAGAGGUUUAGGUGCCUUCUACUCUCCAUCUUCAGAUGCUGAGUCAUGGACCAAAAUCCACGUUAGACACUUGAAAGACACGAAGGACAUGAUUACUUUGGAAGGAGUAGAAAAGAGUCACUCCUCUCAUGAUGAACAAACCGCCAUCAAAAACAAACUGAAUAUAUCUAAGUCUUUGCACUUGGAUUCUCAGGCCAAGUACUGUUUGUUAGCGUUGGGCUUAGCUGACGUAUAUUUACGUUUGCCUAUCAAGCUUUCUUACCAAGAAAAGAUCUGGGACCAUGCUGCAGGGAACGUUAUUGUCCACGAAGCUGGAGGUAUCCAUACAGAUUCCAUGGAAGAUGUUCCUCUAGACUUCGGUAACGGUAGAACGCUAGCUACCAAGGGAGUUAUAGCGUCAAGCGGUCCACGCGAGUUACAUGACAUGGUGGUGUCUACAUCAUGUGCCGUCAUUCAGUCGAGAAACGCCUAA
Molecule: messenger RNA, 1074 nt
Organism: Saccharomyces paradoxus
Lineage: Eukaryota; Fungi; Ascomycota; Saccharomycetes; Saccharomycetales; Saccharomycetaceae
Gene: MET22
Product: 3'(2'),5'-bisphosphate nucleotidase
Exons: 1
Coding region: 1-1074 (357 amino acids)
Biological process (GO): sulfate assimilation; phosphatidylinositol phosphate biosynthetic process
Molecular function (GO): 3'(2'),5'-bisphosphate nucleotidase activity
Source: RefSeq, a predicted model, not a curated record